Molecule: messenger RNA, 1730 nt
Organism: Eremomyces bilateralis CBS 781.70
Lineage: Eukaryota; Fungi; Ascomycota; Dothideomycetes; Eremomycetales; Eremomycetaceae
Product: uridine-cytidine kinase-like protein-like 1
Exons: 4
Coding region: 267-1730 (487 amino acids)
Cellular component (GO): cytoplasm
Molecular function (GO): kinase activity; ATP binding; ATP hydrolysis activity
Source: RefSeq, a predicted model, not a curated record
CCCGGGUUGCCCCAAUUUCUUUUUGUUUUUUUUUGCAUUUAUCUUUCGAUCAGAUUGAUAUGAAGCGUAUUAGCCAUCUUUUUUAUUAGUUGAAUAUACCUUGUUCUGUGUUGCCUCACCGUUGAGAUUAUUGAUCUGACGUCUGUCUGUUCCCGAAGGUAUAUUUGAUCGGUGAAGGAGUCAUCAUAAGCAACCACAACGCGUAGCCACUUGUUGUGAUCCCACAUAUAUAUACUUUCCACUUGUGCGAACGAAGGCAUGGGAAGAUGACAACAGAUUCAUUAGUAUCCUUGAAGUCGCCUAACGCUGUCGAGCGAGCCGAAUACACGCCGCCAUGGGCGAACACGAGCAUCGUCGGUAUCGCAGGUAGCUCGGGAUCAGGCAAGACAUCGUUGGCAUUAGCCAUUGUCGCGCAAUUGAAUCUGCCAUGGGUUGUGAUUUUGUCGAUGGACUCGUUCUAUAAAGUCCUCACGCCCGAUCAAUCCGCCUGUGCAUUCAGGAAUGAAUUCGAUUUCGACGCGCCAGAAGCGAUUGACUUCGACGUUCUGGUGGAUCGAUUAAGGGAUAUCAAAGCAGGAAGAAAAGCGGAAAUCCCCAUCUAUUCCUUUGAGAAACAUUCGCGACUGGACAAAACGACCACCAUCUACUCCCCGCACGUCCUGAUCCUUGAAGGCAUCUUCGCCCUCCACGAUCCCCGCGUGCUGGACAUGUUAGAUCUCAAGAUCUUCGCCGAAGCCGACGCCGACGUCUGCCUCUCCCGCCGCCUCCUCCGCGACGUCGAGCAGCGCGGCCGCGACAUCGCCGGCUGCAUGAAACAAUGGUUCCGCUUCGUCAAGCCCAACUUCCACAAAUACGUGGAGCCCCAACGCCACGUCGCGGACAUCAUCGUGCCGCGGGGAAUCGAGAACCCCGUGGCGAUCGGGAUGAUCUCCGACCGGGUGCGGAAGAUCCUCGAAGAUAAGAGCCGCCGACACCAGGGCGAGUUGCGGCGGCUGGGGCAGUUGGCGAGGGCGGAGGGAGAGGCGCGCGGGGUGGGGCGGAAUGUGGUGGUGGUGGAGCGGACGGCGCAGGUACGGGGGAUGGAGACGCUGGUGAUGGACAACGAUCUAUCGCGGGAGGAGUUCGUGUUUUACUUUGAUCGGUUGGUCGGCGUGCUGGUGGAGCGGGCGGUGGGGCUGCAGGCGUUCCUGCCGAGUCAGGUGGAGACGCCGCAGCGGACGCUGUUUCUCGGGUUGCGGCCGGCGGGGGAGAUCACGGCGGUGGUGUUAUUGCGGGGGGGUGGCGCGCUCGAGGCGGGGUUGAGGAGGGUUAUCCCGGAUUGCUGUACGGGCCGGUUGCUGAUCCAGACCCACGAGGAGACAGAGGAGCCGAGUCUGCAUUUUCGGAAGCUGCCGCCGGAUAUCGGGCGGCCGCGGGCGGAGACGGCGGGUGGGAGUUGGCGAGAUGGGGAGAGUAGUGGGAGUAUCAGUAGUCGGGAGGGGGAGGGGGGCUUGGUGCUGUUGCUGGACAGUCAGUUGAAGACGGGGGGCGCGGCGCUGAUGGCGGUGCGGGUGCUGGUGGACUUCGGCGUGCCUGAGGAGAAGAUCGUGAUCGUGUGCUACGAGGCGCCGCGCGUCGGGUUGAGGCGGAUCUUGAGCGUGUAUCCGAAUGUCAGGGCGGUCGUGGUGCGGAUCGUGGAGGAUGGGAAGGUGACGGAUCGGUGGGUGGAGCGGAGGUAUUUUGGGACUUGA